Poecilia reticulata (guppy) is the source of this 852-nucleotide messenger RNA. Its product is annotated as fibroleukin-like. Gene Ontology annotation, biological process: fibrinolysis; platelet aggregation; blood coagulation, common pathway. NCBI's taxonomy places the organism in Eukaryota, Metazoa, Chordata, Actinopteri, Cyprinodontiformes, Poeciliidae. Gene Ontology annotation, cellular component: fibrinogen complex. Gene Ontology annotation, molecular function: extracellular matrix structural constituent; protein-macromolecule adaptor activity. The record is from RefSeq and is a predicted model, not a curated record.
CAACCAACAAGAAAGCAGCAAGUGGUUUCUGGAUGGAGACCAGACGAGCUUCCAAAGGAGCCCCAGACCGGCGAGGGGCCUGAGAGGACACACGGGAAACUGCCAACAUCUGCAGCAUCCGCAGUAAUAAGAGACUGCUCAGACCACCUCCUCAGAGGAAAAACCAGGAGCGGACUUUACCUGGUGACCCCUGACCUCCGCAGCAGCAGCUUUCAGGUGUACUGUGACAUGGAGCUGGAUGGCGGCGGAUGGACCCUCCUGCAGCGCCGCCAGGACGGCAGCGUGAGCUUCAACCGCCCCUGGGUGGACUACCAGGCUGGCUUCGGAGUGCUGGAUGGAGGAGAGUUCUGGCUGGGCAACAACAAGAUGCACCUGCUGACCCGGGACAGGGACAUGGAGCUGCGGGUGGAGCUGGAGGACUUUGAUGGAGUAACAGAGCAUGCGCAGUAUGAGCACUUCAGGGUUGCCAGCGAGCGGCUCCGCUACAGACUGACGGUGGGCGGGUACUCGGGUACCGCAGGCGAUGCUCUGCGCUUCAGCAAGACCUACGACCACAACAACAGGGCGUUCACCACCCCUGACAGGGACAACGACCGGUACCCGUCCGGGAACUGCGGGGCCUACUACAGCUCCGGCUGGUGGUUUGAUGCCUGCAUGGCUGCAAACCUCAACGGCAAAUAUUACUUUGGGAAGUAUAAAGGAGUUCGGGACGGGAUUUUCUGGGGAACAUGGCACAACAUAUCUACAGAGUACUACCCCACCAAUGAGAGACAGUCUUUUAAAUCAGUCAGGAUGAUGACCCGACCAAAGAGCUUUGGCUUGCGUUAAUAAAGCGAACAUUAAAUGCUUUUG